AUGUUAAAAAAAAUUGCGAGAUUUCUUUUCUCACGCGAAAAGAUCCAAUAUGACGUACUUAUAGUUGGAGCAGGGCCAGCAGGUUUAUCAGCAGCAAUAAGAAUUAAAGAGUUAGAUUCUAACAAGUCGGUUGUUGUGAUCGAGAAAUCAGGAACUUUAGGUGGACACAUUCUAAGUGGUAAUUGCUUUUAACCUACAGCAAUGAAUGAAUUAUUUCCAAAUUGGGAGAAAAUGGAAAAUGUAUAAUUGCCAUUACAUUAAAAUUUAGAAACCACCUUUAGAUACUCCAGUUACAGAGGAUCACUUUCAUAUACUUUGGAAUGAAAAAUUGAGUUUUUAGAUUCCACAUGUGUUUUAUCCAUCUACAAUUAGAAAUCAUGGAAACUAUGUAAUAAGUUUGGGUGAUUUGUGUGUAUGGAUGGGUGAAUAAGCCUAAGCUUUGGGAGUAGAUAUAUUUACAAGUACAUCUGGGGCAAGAGUGAUUUUUGAUGAAAAAGAUAGAGUAAUAGGAGUUGCAACAGGGGAUAUGGGAAUAGGUAAAAAUGGAGAAAAGAAAUCUAAUUAUUAAGAGGGAAUAGAUAUUAUAUCAAAUUAAACAAUACUCUGCGAAGGAACAAGAGGUUCAAUCACUGAGAGAGUUAUUGAAAAAUACAAGUUAAGAAAAAGUACACAUUAUUAAUAUUUAUUAGAUUGUGAGCCUUAAUCUUAUGGAAUAGGAUUAAAAGAAGUCUGGGAAGUACCCCCAGAAGAUUUUAAGUCUGGUUUAGUUUAGCAUACAGUUGGAUGGCCGCUAUGUAGAAAUACAUAUGGAGGAUCAUUUUUAUAUCAUAAGAAUACUAACUAAGUACAUUUAGGAUUGGUUGUGGGAUUAGAUUAUCCCAAUCCAAAUUUAAGUCCAUAUUAAGAGUUUUAAAAUCUGAAGAGACAUCCAAAAAUCUCAAGAUACCUUAAGAAUGGAACCUGUAUAAGCUAUGGUGCAAGAGUUUUAAAUGAAGGAGGAUACUUUUCAAUUCCUAAAUUAACAUUUCCAGGAGGCAUGUUGGCUGGUUGUUCAGCUGGAUUUCUAAAUGUUAUGAAGAUUAAGGGAUCUCAUAAUGCUAUGAAAUCAGGAAUGUUGGCAGCAGAAACUAUUUGUGCUAAACAAAAUGUAGAACCAGGUUCGGAAUUAGUUGAAUAUGAGGAUGCUGUUAAAUCAUCUUGGAUUUAUGAUGAAUUAUAUAGAUCAAGAAACUUCAAGGGUUCAUUUUAAUAUAAUAUUUAUUCUGGAUUGAUAUAUGGUGCUUUUGAUGGUUUUAUCUCAAAAGGAAGGGAACCUUGGAAUAUCAAAUCACACGUCAAAGAAAGUGAAUCUUAUCUGACUAAAGACUAGGCUCCUUAGAUUAAAUAUGAGAAACCAGAUGGAAAAUUAAACUUUGAUUUAUUAGACAACUUAGCAAGAAGGUAUUUAUAUAUCAUUAUUUGUAAAGUGGGACCAACCAUGAACAUGAUCAACCAGCUCAUCUUAAAGUAAUCAAAGAGACUGGACCUAAUGAAAGUUUGAAUUUGUAUGAUGGCCCUGAAUAAAGAUUUUGUCCAGCCAAAGUCUAUGAAUUUAUUGAUACUAAAGAAGGCAAAAAACUAUAGAUAAAUGCUUAAAAUUGCCUACAUUGUAAGACUUGUGACAUCAAAAUGCCCAAAGAUUAUAUUAGAUGGACUGUUCCAGAAGCAGGAGGAGGACCAAACUAGUAAUCAAUUUAAAUAUAUUAUUUAGUUGUGGCAUGUGA
This is a messenger RNA of Paramecium octaurelia, 1763 nucleotides long. The record is from the annotation of a GenBank genome assembly. Lineage: Eukaryota; Ciliophora; Oligohymenophorea; Peniculida; Parameciidae.